AGUUCCUCAGAAAAACGUGGCGUGGCCGCAAGCAGGCAGGAUAUCUGGUGCUGCCAUGUUGUUCGUCCCCAUUUGUUUCAAGGGUGCCGGGAGAAGUCCGUGUUCUCUGCUCUGAGUGACCAUGUUUCCUCUGGUAAAAUCUGCUUUGGCUCUCACUGGACGUGGCAUCCAAAAAACGGUCUCCAGACAAGCGCAUCAUAAAGCAGGACCAGACUUUCACGACAAAUAUGGCAAUAUAAUUCUGCUUUCCGGGACUGUUUUCUGUGCUUCAAUUUGGGGUUAUGUUAUUACACAGACUGGCAUAGCCUGGAAUUUGUCCCCAGUAGGUAGAAUCACUCCUAAAGAAUGGAAGGACCAGUAAUUCUGAUGCAGCUGCUUGAAAAAUACCUUUUUAUGCGUUAAUCCUGUAUAAAACAUUCAAUUCAAAGAACUUUUCUGUUGUAAUAAAAUACAGACCUAAUAUAUAAAA
Messenger RNA from Xenopus laevis (African clawed frog), 469 nucleotides. RefSeq names its product cytochrome c oxidase subunit VIIb S homeolog (gene cox7b.S). NCBI's taxonomy places the organism in Eukaryota, Metazoa, Chordata, Amphibia, Anura, Pipidae. The transcript is spliced from 3 exons. Bases 122 to 361 code for a protein of 79 amino acids. Gene Ontology annotation, cellular component: mitochondrion; mitochondrial inner membrane; respiratory chain complex IV. Gene Ontology annotation, biological process: oxidative phosphorylation; mitochondrial electron transport, cytochrome c to oxygen. The record is from RefSeq and is a predicted model, not a curated record.